Molecule: messenger RNA, 1161 nt
Organism: Scomber scombrus (Atlantic mackerel)
Lineage: Eukaryota; Metazoa; Chordata; Actinopteri; Scombriformes; Scombridae
Gene: fancf
Product: FA complementation group F
Exons: 2
Coding region: 109-1161 (350 amino acids)
Biological process (GO): interstrand cross-link repair
Cellular component (GO): Fanconi anaemia nuclear complex
Source: RefSeq, a predicted model, not a curated record
ACCGGCAGCACAAACAAGCAUCAAAGCAGCAGGAUAAGGACAACAAUAAAUGGGUGUCAUACCACCGGAGCCCAGAGGCUGAGCUCCUGUGGCCGCAGAGAGCGCCACAUGGAGGCGGUGCUGAGAAACCUGUCGAGCAGCGUGGAGCUGCUGGCCGUGGCGGCGCACAGCGGUGAGGUGCAGCAGUGGGAUAAACAGACCAUGUCCAGAGCUUUUCACUGGGCCAGGUACUGCGAACACGUUUUCUCCAGGUUUCACAAUAAUCCCGCUAUUUGCAGGAUCUUGGAGAAGCAGCUGCAGAUCACAAAUAACAGUGUGCGAGCUGUCUUCCCCGGUUACAGAGAGGUCUGUUUCUUGGAGCUCUCCCGGUGCCAACACGUGUUGCUCGUUGGGCUGUUGAACAACCCCGAGGUGCCCAUCUCCAUCAUGAAGAUGCUCUUUGACAACACAAGUCCUGUGAACAUCCAGCAGGGAGAAGAUGAGGAUCUUACCGGCCUGUGCAGCCACAUCAUUCAGUACAAAUCUGCCUGUAAAGUCCUGACUCCUUUCACAGACUCGUCAGUUGCUGGUGCUGAUGCUGAGGUGCAGGCGGGGAUGCUGAUGGAGAGGCUGGAUGCUCUGCUGAGCCAAGCCAGCAAAACCUGCCAGGCAGAGCGUUUUCUGGACACUGUUCUCAAGGGAUGUGAAGGAGCGUCAGAGCAUUUCUGUCGGGUCAUCGCUGCGGCUCUGCUGACAAGGACGAACUCUGCUGCUCAAACUGCUUCAGUGAACUUUCUCUUGGACUGGCUGCAGCAAAAACACACCCUGCUGCAGCUUGUGUGUUCUGCACUGUCUUCAGCACUGCUUAUAGACUUGGCCAAAGAACGUCUGAAAUUCAGACACGCUUAUUUUGAUGUACUGAAAAAGUGGGCCUCAGACAUGGAGUACAGUAUCAGUGAUGAUGAAUGGGUUAAAACGAGCCCAAAUCCCACGGUGUCCUUCCAGAAACUGACUGAGCACUUUGUGGGCUUGUUUGAAGCCUGUCCCUCUCUAUGGAACGAUGUAGAAAAAGAGCUAAAUAAUUUGAAGAUUUCUGAUGGAGACUUUGACGUCAGAGGUCUGAGUGUGUGGGGAGACCUCUUGUCAGAAAUAAACAAGGGACUGUCAAUUAGGGUUACUUGA